This is a messenger RNA of Megalopta genalis, 7621 nucleotides long. Lineage: Eukaryota; Metazoa; Arthropoda; Insecta; Hymenoptera; Halictidae. The record is from RefSeq and is a predicted model, not a curated record.
CCGUAGGAAUUGGUAUGCGAGUCCACGCUGCUCGAUUUCGACGCGGUCAAUUCGAUCGAGACACGUUCACUGUCCGCGCGAAUUUCUUGCAGACAUUCAUUCAUAACGUGGCCAUCAAUUAUUCAUAAGCACGUUAUUUUUUGCUCUACGUUGUUAACUGCAUGUCUCGCAAAGUUCUUUGAGUACGCGUCUCAGAAUACAACUCGUAUGAAACAAUAGUUCUGAUCCUAACAUGUGGGCGAAUCUUCGGGUAAGCAACCGGACGGGUCUCGGGUACUCGUUACAAUGUUUACAUCCUUGCGAAACAUCGGAAGUUCGUUCGUGGGACAAUUUGUACGCUUCGAUUCGCUAUUCAAGGGUUUGCCGUGCCGAAGGACCUGCACCCGCAAGCUUGGUCGCGUGCAACAAUGAACGCGUUAGCGGGUGUGAUCGAAAACGCGUACCGCUCGGACCCGCCAGCGUGUCCAGUUAUUUCCGGGCUGCCCGUCUCGCCCCGUGCUCGGAUUAUUUCCGUUGCACGCGACGCCCACGCGAUGCAACACGGUCAUUGUUCGUCCGACGUCGUUUUCUUGUCUUACCGUCGGCGUUGCUCCACUCGAACGUCUCCGGUCUGAUGGGGAUCACGAACACCUCGGUGAUCAGAAUGUUCUCAGCGCCGGCGAACUCCAUUAACAGAGACAACACCAUAAUCGGGAGCAUGGUUGAGUCCAUGGUGGAGCGAGCCCUGUGUCGAUGAACGACCAGCAGCCGAACGUGCGGUUUUCGUCCGCGUUUUCGUUCGCGUUUCCGAGCAGGAUCGCGCGCAACCGCGAAUCCUGGUCAUCGAUCCCGAGGGACAGAUUCGCCAAGGUUCCACGGGAUGGCGAACGGUUUGAUGAGUUUGAUUCGAUCACAAGAUGCGAGAUAUAGGGACCGAGUAUCUAGUACAACGAGUCAUAAUUAUCCGCGGGACACGGAUUUGAUUUCGUGACCAAGGGGCACCGCGAUCUGGAUCGUCGAUAAUGCUUAUCAACGAUUUGAUAGCUCGUCGAUAGCACGGAUAGAGGAACAAGGGAACCAAGAAUGUUCUCGGUACGGAGACAACCUUCUCUAGGUUCCACGUUCCGGCUGACACGGUGCUUUAUGGUAUCUAUCGCGUUUCGACUGCGACACCCGCGCGAAACCGACGCGAUAUCGGUUUACAAGAGACAAACCGGUCGCGGCGAUGCACCCAGCGGGCGGAGCACGCGAGUACUCGCGAAUACACGCAAGUGCACGCCGGAAAACCGAGCCGCACUCCAGAUGUCUUUGGCUGGAUCGGAAGACGAUCGAGGGUGGAUCCGCGGCGAUCGACCACACAAGAAACCACAAAGGGUCGCUCCCCGAUACUCCGCUUAUCAUCGAUAUCUCUAUGGCGUCACGACGACGAUCGCACACCGUCAACGUCGUCGUACCCGACCGCCGAACCAGAUUUGAUCUUGCCGAAAAAACAAAUGCAAGGUGUAAUGGUAAACGGAACAGAAGAGCGCGUGCGUUUCGCCCUUCUCAUGCGCAGCUGGAACAUCGUUUCCGACAACGCUUCCCAGGAGCGUACCAGCCGAGAGGACGACGAACUUCGUCGUCUCGUUUUUCCGAAAAUACUCUAUUUAAACCUCCCCCGCGGUUGGCACGCCUGGUUUCUUUGAAUUUUCCUGCCCUCGGCGUAUACCAUUAGAUCUCAUUGUUCUUGAAUUUUAUCGUUCAAACGCAUCGGGCUUGUGCAGUCUUCUCGCUUGUAGCAAUUUUACAAGGUGUGUCUCGAGUGGUCUCCAGCUAUUGAGUUACAGGUUUCCGUCGACGCGUAUAUACAGCAUCGUGUCGCACGCGCACACGUGCCCUUAUCUGCGCAACACUUCCGUCCUGUUCAUUAUCGUGACGCUUUUAGUAAUUCCCGAUAACUGGGCUACAUGGUUCGCCAAGCAACGGGCCCGCGGGGAACGCGAAAUCCUAUUUAACCGAGUCGGCGGCUACAUAUUUCUCUUUAGACGAAGCCUCGAAGCAGCUAGUUUUACCGUCGCAAACAUUUUCUCGACCCGCUCUGGAAAGCUGCUUUAACGAUUACAUGAUGUAGAAAUGAUUAGAAUCCAGUCUGCAAACUGGCAUGCUCAAGCGAGUUAAAAUAAUAGAAGAAAUUGCAGUUUCUUCGAGCGAUCAAGCUUGACCAAAAUAUAAUCCGACUAAACGUUGUUACGAACCGCUUCGCAAUUUUUUUCGGGAACAAUCGAGUUGGCGCUUAAUUAAUUUACAAUGAAAUCGAUCUUUGAAACGAAUUGGAUAUUUCGCUUAGUGAUCAAGACAUCCAGAUGGGCUUGAAGGGCUGUUGUACUGUGGCGGUUGAUUUAAACUGUUUGAUGCUGUGAAAGGAUUCGUCUCGUUCCAGUCUUCCGUGGAGGCUCGUCACAAUGGACUCGACGGUGGAGUAUUUAGAGUAGAGUAGGUUGUAAGCUUGGGAAGCCGGUCGUCGAAUUCCUUUGGGCGGAGGUGUGGAGGACGCGUUGCGUCGGUCGGGGCCCCGGAAUCUCCUCUCUCCGACACUGCCUAUUGACGUCUGCGUGCGAGGUUUGAUGCGAUCGGUGCACGCCGCGGAACCGUGGCCGCAGUUCGCCACAGGGAUUGAUCGCUCCCUAAGAACGCGCGGACCUUCCAUCGCCAGGGGUGACUUCGUCUCUUGGGAACCUCUCGGGAACCUCUCGGGAACCUCUUGAGAACCUAUUGGAAAUCUCCUGGGAACCUGUACAGCGGAGUGCCGAGUGCCCAGUGUCGAGUGUCGAGUACCAGUGCGCCCACGGGAACCUAAUUCCCCGCUCGCUCGCUUUGCUUGCUUGCCUGCUUGCCUGCUUACUAGCUUGCUAGCUGGGCUGGCACUCUCGACACAGUUGCCAGUGGACAGUGUGCUCGUGACAGGCCUCGCGCGUCGCCCUGUCCCUCUUCUACGUCGUCGUGGGACGCCUUUAAACAUUUCUUCAGCCUCCUCGGAACCUUCCCCCUUUUCUUUUUCUCUUCUCUUCUCUCCGCGAUCCGAGACCCACGGGAUCCGAGAGCAUGGCGGGUGACAGUGUUCCGGUACUUUUGGUCACGGCGAACGUGGGCAGCGUUUUCGAGGAGCCUAGCGUGAUGUUGAAAAUUUGGACGGAGGAAUUUUUAUCUACUAUACUGAGGCUGGAUCCAAAGUUUAUUGCACUGCACUGCCAAGAAGUGGGUGGGAAAAAUUAUGAGAAAAGCAUGAGACACGUAGAGGACUUUGUCAGGUUGCUUAUGUCGUCCGAAGAAUUAAGACUGUUUGACAAGAUCAGAGUAUUCUUAGAUGAGGAUUAUUCCUCUGCAGAGCAUUUCACGGCACUUGGAAAUUUUUACUUUGUGCACGAAUCCUUGAAGGAUGUUUUACUAUGGGACUUCCAAGAAUGCACUUUUGUACCGGUAAGUGGGAAGGAAGUUCACUCGGGUAACAUAGAAGCAGUCACGACCAAAGAGAAAGCAAAGUUCCCGCAGGAGUUCUUUCCGGAAUGCAAAUGGUCCAGAAAAGGAUUUCUGAGAACGCGAUGGAACAUUAGUGGAACGGUUUUUGAUCUCAUAAAUAUACACUUGUUUCACGAUGCCAGUAAUUUUAUCGCUAUGGAAACGUUUCCAUCCGUAUACAGUAAAACCCGUAGAAGAGCGCUGGAGCAUACGUUAGAUAGGUUUCAUAACGACAAGUAUCCAAAUGUACCAUACUUUUUAUUCGGGGACUUUAAUUUUAGAACGGACACAGCCGGUGUGAUAAAGAAACUCACGGAAGAUACUCAAGAAAGAAGACUAUCGACUAAGGGAAACAUUUCGAAGCUGCAGUUUCACAAUAAAGACGAUGAUCUCAUUUUAACGUUAGGAAAGAAGGAGUUUUCCCACUGUGAACAUCAGAACAUGUUCAUGCAGAACAGCGGCGAAUGGCUACGUGAAUAUGACAGAGAGCUGGAAGACUUUGACGGAAGAUUAUUUGAAUUUCCAAUUAAAUUUGUGCCCAGUUACCCGUUUGAGGAAGAUAUCAAUGAGGGCUCGCAUUAUAUGCAAACACGGGUUCCGGCAUGGUGCGACAGAGUUUUACUGAGCAUGACAGCGAAAAUGUUGGUCCAUGAUAUGUCGUCACCGGACUCAGUGGAAUACGGAAUAGUAGGUCCGAUAACGUGCAUGGGUGACCAUAAGCCAGUCUACUUGAGGGCUGAUCUCGCCUUGGAUGAAGACACGAUGAACGAUGGGUCCAAAUCGGGUGUGAUGUCCGGCUUGACCAGUCGCGAGAUGCUCAACAAUAACAACAACAACCACAACAGCAACGGCAGUGGAGGCAGUAACAACAACAAUAACGCCGCGUCCACGAUCACAAGAUACAUUCACAUCAAGCACGCGGACUCGUCGGUGAAGAUAUUUCGGGAAACGACGGUUUGAUAUUGCCGAGACCUAGCCCGGUUAGAUUCGAACCACCUACUGGGACGGUUGCACGGUGAACAAUAUCGUCGCGGCUCCUUCGAUAAUCGAAGGGACCGUUAUCGAUUCGAUCCUAUCGAUUCGGCUUCGCCGGUUGUGCGCGCGGUGGAUCUUUCGAUUCAUUCUGCGUAAUUGCGCGCAAAUCAAAAUCAACGCCGAUAAAGGUAGAGCUGUUUGUGAUCAACGCGCGUUUAAUUUAUACGAUCGAGGGUACCUGUCGAUGAAAAGUGCCCUCGACGAAAAGUGUUUUUGUGCGGGUACACGAGAACCGCCCCUCUCCCACGUCAGCCAUGUUUACACGUGAUUCGAUAGGCCGUCGAUAGAUCGUUGACUGAAGAUUAAUGUGAACAGAUUCAUGGAAUUUCGUACCUGUUGCUAUCAAAAUGUAGCUACUCAUAACCCUUUCAGUACGAGUUUACCAACGGCAUCCCAUUUGGACCCUCAUCGGCUCUGUUCGAUGUUAAAUACUAAUUAACCUGUCAACCGAAUUACUUUAAAAAUCCUCAUUUUUAGCACAACUGCAAACUAAUUAAAGGUUAACGAACGAACGAAAGUAUAGUUAGACGACAUGCAAAUAGACCAAUCGUACGAUGCACUUUUUUGUUCGAAUUUUCGUGCGACGAUUGUUGUAUUCCCAUGUCUAAUGUCCGAGGAAAGAUUUAUUGAUAACAAUUGCAAUUCGACGAAAUGAUCAAUGAACUCUGAUCACGUUACUCUUGAAUGUUGCAGUAGAAAGGUUGUAAAUGUUUUCAUAGAACGUUCGAUAUAUGUUAUCGAGAUGAAAUGAUUAACGACGAGAGAUAACUGGAAAGAUUAUUUAUACCGUACUCCGUCGGUACAAUCGCGUAGGCGAUCGUUGCGAUCUUAUUUUUUAAGUGUUCGGUGUUCCUAUGCUGUAUUUCUUUCGAAGAGUUUUUCAGUGAAACACGAAACAGAGAUUCUACGAUAGACGACGCUUCCAUUAAAGAUCGUUCGAUGUGAUAUUACCGUGGCACACCUCACUUUGUUGGUCUUUGUUGUUGAAACUGGGAGAAGAUAAUUGCGCUAUGCGUGCUGCCAGAACCGAUCCAUGCAACUUUUUGCAACGACUCGAUAUUUCGAAUAUUUCACGCAUCCUUCCGCUUCCGUGAGAAACGAACGGUGUUUCUCUUUCGAACCUUAGUCAACUCGACGAGACGGUUGGCAGCCUUCAACGCAAUUUACUCCGAAACGCUCGAUCCACGAUAGUAUCUUAAUCCGAUCCAAGUGGACUCAAAAUUCGCUGGUACAUUCCAUUAGUAACCACUGGUGAGUGAACUCGAGACCGAUCAAACUACAGUAUAAUUCUAGCAAGUAACCAGACACUCUAGAAAUUAGAUCAAAGUCUAGAUCAGGUACGAGCACCUUGGCUCCGCCCAGAAGCCACGCCCAUUUGGCUCGUCUACGUUGCUCCCAGGGGCAAAGAGCAUUCAUUCGGUGCUCGGACCUGGCCAAGAUCACGUAGAGAGUGCAUAGAAAUUUGCACACGACAUAUCUGUAUUUCUUCUCGACGUCCCAAAAUGAAUGUUCGUUAAGUUCUUCGCGGACGUUCGCCGCUGUUACUUAAGGGCUUCUGUAAUCUAUUCGAAUAAGACUCGCUGGACCAUUAUUUGCUCGCAAUUUAUGCUUCCAAUCGUCCGGUCGAGUCACAAAUAAAUCCUGGAUUUCUCCUUUGAAAUGAUUUUAGCGAUUUCUCGAUAUAUCCAUGGUGGAAUUUAUUUACGACUCGACGGCGCACUCGCACCGUUUUACGGUGCGACAAGACGACGUUAUUUUUUAAGAACGCUUACUAUUAUUCGAAUGAAUUCGGAAAAACUCGGCACGUUCACCUACGAUUGCUACGAGAUGCGAACGUAACUGUCCGUCACAAUUUUGAAAGUUCAUUCGAGAAUUCUGAGAAUGACGCCUUCGCUGAUUCUCGUGCUAAAUUAAGUAAAAAGCCUUGCCGCUCAUUUCGCGACAUACACACGACUCGUCCCGAUCCGUUUACUAUCUCGAGAUUAUAUUCUUUGCCAAUUCACGUGUAUGUCGACGAUAAUUAUGAGUCAUUCCUUGAAAGCUAGCCGUAGGAUUGUUAGAGUUAAAGCGUAUACUUCGACAAUUAGAAGUAUGAUUGGAUGCAGUACCUGAUUAGUUCGAGGGGGCCGCGAGCUACGCCACGAUUGAUUUUAUUUUGCAGAACUUUUCCUAGACGUUUGCCCUCGUUAGCGUCCCGCGAUUUCGGGCAAAACGAGACGUUAAUUCGAGGAAAUUAUCGAUUGUUUCACAAUCUUGCAAUGUGCAGAGAUAUCGCGAUAGAAUCCGAGCUAUACGCUUUAUCUGUGACCUAAUAACUUAACUCGAUGUACGAUAUUGAUAUAUUCGUAGGAUUAAGGAUCUAAUGCUCCCAACAGACUGGUUACCAAUAUCUUCCGCGCGGGCAAGUUUUUCGACAAAGUUUCUUCUCGGCGGGAUCGUCGUUCGAUUGUUACAGAAUUUCAAAUCUAUAAGUUUCGACGAUCCCGCUUUGUAUCGAUUGACAAAUCAGUUUUCACUGUCUGGGUCUGGAUAGUAGGGGCCACGUAUCGUCACGAAUUGCCAUGAAUACCCACAAAUUGCUACACGGGCCACCCUCCUGACCCCAGCGAAAACGGAAGCGACGAAGCCGCGCCCACUUUAUAACGAUUUGCUAAUAUUAUUGACCCCCGAGAGCAAUCCCGGGCGUUAUCUGAAGCAGGCAAAGGAUUCAAAUCGUUAACACAUAGUUAAAUUUGUAUGUUUCAUUUCACCGAAAUUGGGAUAUCGCUAUCGAAAGCCUUGCUUGCUCCGAUGUUUUAAAUGAAACAUUAUUUCUACCGUCUUCCGAUGACGGCUGAACGUUGUACUUUUAUAAAUAUGGAUGUACUUAUAUUUUGUACAGGCUGUACCUUACACGACCAGGAUCUGUUGACAAGAUGAGAUUAUAUGUAUAUGUAUAGUGUCGGUGUUGUGAGAAUAAACGUUUUAUGGUAGGAUUGUUACUUUUGUCCACGGGAAGAAUUGAAGGGUGUCUCCGUUAAGUUUCUCCGGCCGGAUUUAAGCUAAAUUGUGAUUCACUUAUUUCAUGUAACAGCAUAUAUAAGACAAAAUAAAGUUAAUGUUCUAUCGCAGA